Messenger RNA from Colletotrichum gloeosporioides, 657 nucleotides. RefSeq lists its product as uncharacterized. The record is from RefSeq and is a predicted model, not a curated record. Lineage: Eukaryota; Fungi; Ascomycota; Sordariomycetes; Glomerellales; Glomerellaceae. The transcript has 2 exons. Bases 1 to 657 code for a protein of 218 amino acids.
AUGGCUGUUUCGCAGACAUCAGACGAAGUCCAGCUCAGAGUGCAGGAGUGGAUGCAAGCUACCUCAUAUUCUGCAAUCUCACUUACGUCGCUUACAGGAGGUCAAACCAACUUUACCUACCUCGCAAGGCUGAGGCAGGCAUUUGACGGUAAAGAUGGAAACAGGGCGAUGGAAGUCAUGGUUAAACAUGGAGAAGCAUACAUGGCCCGGCAUCCCAUCAACUCCAUCACGAUCGAGCGUUGUAAUGUGGAGGCAGCUUGUUUGAAAAAGCUCGAGGCGAUGUCUCUCCGCCUGCGUAGACAGGAGAGCUCCAGUAUAACCGUCAAAAGCCCAAUAUGCUACCUCUACGAUGAGGAAACGAAUACGCAGAUUCAAGAGUAUCUGCCGAAUGUGGUACACUUGAAGAAGCACCUUCUCAAGUUCCCUCCAUCAGACGCGCCCAUGGAUCUACGUCCGCUAUACCAGAACAUUGGUAGCGCCAUGGCUAAAUACAUUUCCAAAUUUCAUGAGCUCACGAACAGCAUCUUGGAAAGCGACGGGCCGGAUGGGACAGGCUCAUCACUGAAGGAGGCCCUUUACAAAGACAACCAGAUGCAGAAGUUGAAGCACAUGAUCAACUACGAUUGGCUGCUCGAAAGAGCCGCCCAGUUCCCCUAG